Trichosurus vulpecula (common brushtail) is the source of this 2242-nucleotide messenger RNA. It is a transcript of the gene AK7, whose product is annotated as adenylate kinase 7. Gene Ontology annotation, biological process: nucleobase-containing compound metabolic process. Gene Ontology annotation, cellular component: cytoplasm. Gene Ontology annotation, molecular function: ATP binding; AMP kinase activity. The coding region runs from base 59 to 2242 and encodes 727 amino acids. The transcript is spliced from 18 exons. The record is from RefSeq and is a predicted model, not a curated record. NCBI's taxonomy places the organism in Eukaryota, Metazoa, Chordata, Mammalia, Diprotodontia, Phalangeridae.
GUUCCUUAGCAACUGGCGAAAGAGUCGCUUCCACCUUAGCAACGAGUGAGGCCCUACCAUGGCGGAAGAGGAGGAGGAGAACAUCGCCCCGCCGGAGAAAAUCAUCAGGAGUCAGCUGGUGUUUCUGAACCUGCUGGACACAUACAGCAGCAGCAAUAUCGGGAAGUACUUGUCUAACUGUAUAGUUGGGGCAUCACUUGAAGAAAUAACAGAAGAAGAAGAAGAAGAUGAUGAAAGCAAAUCAGCCGGCCUAGAAGCCUUAGCAACUAAACCAAAGGACGGCACUUAUCAGAUAGUAGGAACCCUUUCCAGUCCUGAAUGCAAGCCUCCAGAAUUUGCCUUGGAAACAUACACAAACCUUUCCCGAGAAGAGCUGCUGUUGCACCUGCUUGAAUGUGAUGUUAUCAUUUAUAACAUCACAGAAAAUAUACCACAAGUUGAUGAAGCUAUGUGGGCUGUUUCUGCACUAAGUGAAGAAAUAAGCCAUUUUGAAAAACGAAAGAUUUUUAUCUUACUAUCAACCAUGAUGACCUGGGCACGAUCCAAACCCCUUGACCCUGACGAUCUUGAAAUUCCCUUUAGUGAAGAGGAUUAUCGUAGGAGAAAACCUCACCCUAAUUUUUUAGACCAUAUAAAUGCUGAAAAAUUGGUUCUAAAAACUGGAAAAAGUAACAGAAAAUUUGCAACCUAUGUAGUUGCUUCUGGUCUAAUUUAUGGAGCAGAAGAAGGCAUCUUACAUUUAUUUUUUAAGAUGGCGUGGUUAGGUGAAACCCCUACAUUGCCAGUCUUUGGUGAUGGUACAAAUAUAAUUCCAGCAAUUCAUGUCCUUGAUUUAGCAGGAGUCUUACAAAAUAUAGCCGACCACGUGCCGAAGGUUCACUACCUGAUCGCGAUGGAUGAAGCCUCUCAUACGCAAGAAGAUAUAUUAAAGUGCAUCAGUAAAAAUGUUGGCCCAGGAAAAAUCCAAAAAUUUGCUAAAGAAAAUGCAUUUUUAAGCAAAGAAUUAACACAAGGACAGCUUGACCAUUUAUUAGUCAACUUGAGAAUGGAAGCUUUAUUUGUGAAGGAAAAUUUUAAUAUUAGGUGGGUUGCCCAGUCAGGAUUUGUGGAAAAUAUAGCGAAUAUCCUCAAAGAAUACAAGCAAAGUAGAGGAUUAUUGCCUGUUAAGAUUUGUAUUCUUGGUCCUCCUGCUGUGGGGAAAUCAUCUAUUGCAGAAGAAGUGUGCAAGCACUACAAAUUACACCAUAUUAAAAUAAAGGAUGUGAUUACUGAAGCUAUAGCAAGGCUGGAGCUUCUUGUUACACCUAAAGAAGAAUCAGAAGGGGAAGAACAAGAGGAAACUGAUAAUGAUGAAGAAGAAGAAGAAAACUUAGAAGAGAUUCAAGAACUCUUAGAUGGAGUCAAAGAAAGCAUGGAACAGAAUGGAGGUCGUUUGGAAGAUCAAUAUGUAAUUAGAUUCAUGAAGGAUAAACUAAAGUCUAUGCCAUGCAAAAACCAAGGUUACAUUUUGGAUGGAUACCCAAAGACCUAUGAUCAAGCAAAAGACUUGUUUAAUUUAGAAGAAGAGGAAGAAGAGGAAGAAUCUAGGGGCAAAAUUCCUCCAUUUGAUAAAUUAACCAUACCUGAAUUUGUUUUUGCUUUGGAUGCAUCUGACGAAUUCUUAAAGGAGAGAGUCAUGAAUCUUCCUGAAGCCAUUGUAGUUGGAACCCACUAUGUCCAGGAUAGAUUCUUGAGAUCACUCAGUAACUUUCGUGAUAUAAAUACCGAAGAUGAGACUGUUUACAACUAUUUUGAUGAACUUGAAGUCCAUCCACACCACAUUGAUGUAGGAAAAUUUGACCAUCCUCAGAAUAAACUUGCCAUUGGGCAGAUUAUCAAAGACAUUGGAGCACCUCGAAACUAUGGCUUAACAGAUGAAGAAAAAGCAGAAGAAGAGCGGAAAGCUGCAGAGGAACGCAUAGCAAAGGAGGCUGCAGAGGAGGCAGAGCGCGAGCAUAGGGAGGCUAUUGAAACAGCAGAAAAGAUAGCACGUUGGGAGGAGUGGAAUAAACGACUAGAGGAAGUAAAAAGAGAAGAAAGAGAAUUACUCGAGGCACAGUCUAUUCCACUUAGAAACUAUUUAAUGACAAAUGUGAUGCCAACGCUCAUGCGAGGCCUGAAUGAAUGUUGUAAGGUCAGACCAGAUGAUCCUGUCGAUUUUCUGGCAGAGUAUCUCUUCAAGAACAACCUUGAAAUGGAAUGA